AGCAGGGAGUAAACACUCCCAUUUAUCCCGCUCUCCCUCUCUCUCUCUCUCUCGCUCUUUUACUCUCUCGCUCUCUCUCGCUCUCUCUCUCUCGCUCUUACUCUCUCGCUCUCUCUCCCUCUCUGUCUCUCACGCAGGCACACACGCCAGCGAUCACACUGCAGCAGCAGGCAGACCCGCAGGAUUGUCCUCCCUCAUCUGUGACCCGUCGUCACUGCAGCAGAAGAGAGAGAGACACACGUUGCCGUGGGGGGGCUUAUUUCAGGACGGCACUGAAAGAAGGCGCCGGCUCGUCAUCGCUACCACUGAUCGCUCAUCGUCUUCCCUCGUCAGUCUCUCCUGGAUUCUUCAUUUUCAUCUUCUUUUUUCGUUUUUCACGCCACUGCUGUUUCCAAUGUCACCUUAGCACCCCCCUUAAUCCAGGGUUGAUCUUUUGGGGGGGGGCUGCCCUGAGAGCAUUCAGAGUGCACGCGUUCACGAGUGCGUGUCCGUGUGCGUUGGACGGGCACGUCGUCCACGCUAGCGUAACGUGCGCCUCUGCGACGGGUUUUUUUUCCUCGCGGGCUCCCCUCCCUCCACGUCCCACGAUGCCGCGCUCCACGCCCCUCUGCUAGGCGGCUGCAGCAGCAUGGAUGGUGCGCCGGCCUGGAGACCCACCACGGAACCGACCAGUCCCCUUGCAGAAGAGCAUGCUCACGGUCCCUGCUGUAAAUGGGCGAGGACGCUGACACCCGAAAAAUCAACCACAGCUUUCUGCGGGACCACAAUUAUGUGACUGAAGGGCAGCGUGUGGCUAAGCCCCGGCUCCCAACGCAGCUGAACACAGCCUGGAGGCCCCGAGCCAGGCCCAGCCCCUGUUAGACACCCCUGUCCUGGACCCAGGAUGUUGAAUCCCAUCCAGGUGCUCUGCUCCGACAUCACCACGCUGUCUCUGGAGGCCAAGCAGUCCGCCAAUUACACCGAAGCUGAUAUAAUUUCCACAGUAGAGUUCAACCAGACGGGGGAAUUGCUAGCGACCGGGGACAAGGGGGGUCGUGUGGUCAUCUUCCAGAGGGAACCUGAGAGUAAAAAUGAGCCUUACUGUCAGGGUGAGUACAACGUUUACAGCACGUUCCAAAGCCAUGAACCCGAGUUCGAUUACCUGAAGAGCUUGGAGAUUGAGGAGAAGAUCAACAAGAUCCGAUGGCUGCCACAGCAGAACGCCGCCCACUUCCUCCUUUCCACCAAUGAUAAGACCAUAAAGCUAUGGAAGGUCAGCGAGAGGGACAAGAGGCCAGAGGGCUACAAUCUGAAGGACGAGGAAGGCAGGAUGAAGGAUCUGUCCACUGUGACGUCUCUGCAGGUGCCAGUGUUGAAGCCCAUGGACCUGAUGGUGGAGGUGAGCGCAAGGAGAAUCUUUGCCAAUGGCCACACCUACCACGUCAACUCCAUCUCCGUCAACAGCGACUGCGAGACCUACAUGUCAGCCGAUGACCUGCGCAUCAACUUGUGGCACCUGGGCAUCACGGACCGCAGCUUCAACAUUGUGGACAUCAAGCCAGCCAACAUGGAGGAGCUGACUGAGGUGAUCACAGCGGCCGAGUUCCACCCACAUCACUGCAACUUGUUCGUCUACAGCAGCAGCAAGGGCUCCCUGAGGCUGUGUGACAUGCGUGCGUCCGCGCUCUGCGACAAGCAUGCCAAGCUGUUCGAGGAGCCCGAAGACCCCAACAACCGCUCGUUCUUCUCUGAGAUCAUCUCCUCCAUCUCUGACGUCAAGUUCAGCCACAGCGGCCGCUACCUGCUCACCCGGGAUUACCUCACCACCAAAGUCUGGGAUCUCAACAUGGAGAAUAAGCCCAUCGAGACCUACCAGGUCCACGAUUACCUGCGCAGCAAACUCUGCUCCCUCUACGAGAAUGACUGCAUCUUUGACAAGUUCGAAUGUGCCUGGAACGGUAGUGACAGUGUGAUCAUGACUGGAGCAUACAACAAUUUCUUUCGGAUGUUCGACCGGAACACCAAGCGGGACGUCACCCUUGAGGCAUCCCGGGAGAGCAGCAAGCCACGCGCGGUGCUGAAGCCGCGGCGGGUAUGUGCUGGCGGUAAGCGCCGUAAGGAUGACAUCAGCGUGGACAGCCUGGACUUCACAAAGAAGAUUCUACACACGGCUUGGCAUCCGGCCGAGAACAUCAUCGCUAUUGCCGCCACAAACAAUCUGUACAUCUUCCAGGACAAAGUCAACUCGGAGAUGCAUUAACACUGAGCGCAACAUUGGACCAUGAAUCCCCCUUCUUACCUGAGAGGAGCCCAUGCAGCUCCCACAUUUCCUCAAAAUAUUCACUGGACCCACCUGACAUUUGGAAACAGGGCAAACACUUUUUGUUGGAAUUGUGGAUUGUGAUUCAUCACUUGUGUUUGUUUCCCAGUGGUUUUCAGGAAGCCAUCAACGAGGUGGAGAUCACAGACUUUUUACUCCCAAGUGGAUAGAAGGAAUGUAUGAUUUCACUUGACAUCCUCGUUUAGCUUUCCAGGGUUUAUUUCAUCUGCUUCUAGCUGCCCAAAUCAUGCCCUCUUUGCUCUGUCACAAUUUAACUCUUGUUGUCACUCUAGUUGUCACACGUUGUCAGACCUGGUAUCAUUUUUCAUGUGUGAAAAACUAUGAUGUUUUGUUGCUAACCCCCUGCAGGUCUUUGUUAACGUAACCCCUGUUGGUUGUAAAAGGUUCAGCAGUGGAUGCCAUUAUUUUAUCAAUCAGCUUAUUCAUUGCCACAGCACUAUUGCUCCAAAGAAAAUUAUAUUCUUAAAAUAUUAUAAUUCUUACCAUUGAGUUGUACUUUUCAUGCACUAGGUACUGCAAAAAAGGAGCUGGGCUUAUGACCAAAAGGUUUCAGGGUCUUGUCAAGGAAGGGCACCCUACUCCCUCUGUAACUGUUAGGGUGAUUUAAUAAGAUAUUUCAAAUAUUCAAGCUGUGUACAUGGGUAAAACUGUAAGCUUCGUAAGUAAUUUAGCAACAGCAUUAUCUAAGAAGCCAGAUUUGCAAAGUAGGGCAGCAGAUAUUUUUGUGAAUGAAACAAAAACAAGAAAUCUUUAUUGAUGUGGUUAUUAAUGAUGUCAGCAGGACUGAUCUCGCUGCAGGUCGCCGACCUCAUGCAUUUUGGUUCUUUAAGGGCUUCUAGAUCUUCAUCUGCCCCAUCAUUUUCACUUGAUUUUAUUGGGCGAUAGGUAUGUAGUUUAAAACUUUUAAAAAGUUCACAGAUGGAACUGAGGACACCUUACGGCCAGCAGAGUAAGAAAAGCAAAGUUGUAAUCAAAAUAUUCAAAGUUCAAAGAGGAUUCAGAUCAAUCCGUUUCUGUUGUUGAGAAUACAAGCUCCAAAUAUUCUUUGAUCUUUGAAGUAGACUACAUGUUCUGUGUUUUCCGAAUGCAGUUUUUUUUUUUUAGAAAGCAUUAGCUUCAGGGUUAAUCUGGUUGAGCACGCCCCCCCCCCCCCUUUCCAUUGUGUCAUGUUUUUCCAUCUCAUUUGUCUGACUUGAGUUUUAGCAUCGUUGUCCGAAGUGUGGUCCAGAGUAUUGAAUGUGCACAGAAAAUGGGGCCCUCUAAUGUAGGGUUUCUGCGAUGACUGCUGUGUUUUUGAACUUUGUAACAAUUAAAUUUGGCUUUGGUGUCUGGAAUGAACAGGGUGGGGGGGGGGGGGGGUGAAGAGGGUCACACGGAGCCCUGCACUUUGCAGCGUGUAGCGUGUUAGUGGUGGUUAUAGUGAUUGUGGUGGACAUGGUAUGGUGCAGGUGUGAAUGUAUGUCUCAGUUAAAUCCUUUUGUUUUGUGUUGUGAGCUUACGGUAAUGUUGACGCUGACAGCAAGGACAAUACCGCUGGCGAAAAUGGCAUUUUUGAUAGAAGUAGCCUGUUUGGAGGGAUUUCUGACUCUCCUGUGAUGAGAGACUGUAUUUUACAGCACAGAGAAUGACCAGUGGUAUGAUAUUGCACUCUCUAUCUCUCUUUCACUUUUGAACAUGCAGCCUUUACAAAAAAGAUUUGUUACAAUGAGGACAGUUCCCCCCAGAAGUCCAGGCUUACCGUAGGGAUUUAGACCUUGACACAUGCUCCUUUGCAAAUUAGGGGAAAAAAAGUAACAGCAAAUGACCCUGCAUGAUGAUAAUUGAUCUGUUUUUAGGUUUCUGGCUGCCUUUUUCAGAACCAUAAACGGGCUGUUUGCUGUAUAAUGGCUUGCAAUGGUGUGUCUUUUCAUGGCACUAGAUACCAUAAAACAACUAAUAUACGUUUUGUGUUUGGAGGCACAAAAGCAUGUUUGCCAUUGUCCAGUGUUACAAUGUACAUUUAUAAUGCUUACAACUUUUAAUGAGGCAAAAAUUAAAAGGAAUGAGGAAUGUUUAUUAAUAAUAAUCAAAUCUUUGUAAUGGAUCAAUGGAACUGUGUAUAUACUGUUGAUUCUCUUUACGAUAUAACUAAUAUUUCCUGUAAUAAAACAAGAAGAUGCUGAACACAGGAGGAACGUGGCCCCGCAGGACGUACAGGAGUACAGCUGUCAUCAGGACGUCUAGAAAGUCGUGUUACUUUUGACAUGAAAUGAGGGGGGCAGUCAGUUCAGGUCAUUCCAUGCUGUGUCCCCGAAGAGGCCCACAGGUAGCCUUACGAAGGCACUUCCGCUUCUCAGCUCAGUUCGCCGCCGUGACCAAUGCUCACCUCCACCUGCCCCGUUCCUCACCCAGAAACAAACUUUGAAAACAAUGCUGAAAUUAGGCACACAUUGGAGUGGAAAUCAAAGUACACACUCUCUUCAGAGCCUAGCUGAUUCUUUUCCUCUGGUGUUCAGUUUUUUUCUAAGAUUACAUAUAUUUCUCCUAGGCCACUGGCUAAGGGUGCCUGUCCUUCACAUCAGGUUCUCCUUCUCUCCUCCCAUUCACCUCGCAUUUGUUUAGUUUCUGUUAAUUUCCUGUUUUUUGGACAGCAUACAUGUCAAAUGGACAGUUAUAAAUAUGUUAAUAUGAGUUUUCAAAUAAAGAUUUCAACAAAGAA
Molecule: messenger RNA, 5018 nt
Organism: Brienomyrus brachyistius
Lineage: Eukaryota; Metazoa; Chordata; Actinopteri; Osteoglossiformes; Mormyridae
Product: serine/threonine-protein phosphatase 2A 55 kDa regulatory subunit B gamma isoform
Exons: 10
Coding region: 884-2239 (451 amino acids)
Biological process (GO): peptidyl-serine dephosphorylation
Cellular component (GO): cytosol; protein phosphatase type 2A complex
Molecular function (GO): protein phosphatase regulator activity; protein binding
Source: RefSeq, a predicted model, not a curated record